GUGACACACAUUAUACACUGUGCAUUGUACCUUGAGAAUCUAUGUAUCAUAUCGUCACGGUUAUACCCUCGGCACGCAUAGCCGAUUCAGUGUCUUUUGAAGCUAAGGAAAAUCUAGACCGAUUACACACUGUAUUACUAAAUUUUAAUAAAGUGGUAACAUCAGGGAGGGUAACCGCAUGACGGCGCCACGAGAGCGUCGCGACGCGAGCUACGGUCGUCAGGCGGCGCCGGUCGUUCGUCACGAAACGAGGCGGGGUUGCAGGAGAAGUUCUCGUAUGAAAGAAGGAAAGAGUCAGAGACAGAGGCAAAUCGCGUGACGUGAACUCGAGUAAAAGAGAAAGAAUCGAGAAGAAUCGGGUGAACAGAACGGUGUAAGGUGUAAGGCAUACACUGCGAAACUAGCGCCUCCGUUUGUACGCUCUAUUCGUUAUUUUCGUACCUUUCGGCUUAUGAAAACGAGAAAACCACGGGUCCCCGGAAUUAAAUGCCAACUUGUGUCAACGUAUAUCUCCUCGAUUCUUUCGUCAAUUACUCCCACCUUUCUUUUCUCUUUACGCACGCACUCUCUCGUUCUUUGCUACCUUCAAUUUUACGUCCUUACACUAGUGUUUGUCAUUCACGAAAAUACACAAACUCCCAAACCUGUUACUACCAGUUCUCUGUGGUGAUAUCACGGUGUAGCAACAUCAAAGUUGACAACGAAAAAGAAGAAAAAUCUCGUGUAUGAAAUUUAUACAUGACUGCAUAUGAACAUCAUGCGUGCUUUCUUUACAUAUGUACGUGUUAUAUCGUUACGAGGUACGAUAGUGUCUCGUCGUAGCUCUCUUGUGACCCUAUCAGUGACUAAUUGAACGUGCAAAUUUAGCAACUUUAUGGCUGGACAAUGAGUCGACCAAGAUAACGACCGCAUACAGAAACAUCAAGGAAUCCUCUAAAUUCUGCGAGGAUUCUCUAUCGCUGUCUCUGUUCUUAUCGCCUCUCUUAUGGUACAAAUUUCGUCGAAUGAGGCUUCAGGUUCAAAAAAUCCAGAACGAAAUUAGAAGAAACGCAGAGCAACAACAAAGCUGUAAAUCCAACAUAUAAAUGGUAUAAUGACCGCAGUAGAGAAAAUUGUACAAGAAUCAGAUGGAUCAAAUAAUAGAUGAUGAGAAACUACAUCAAAUGAUGCGUAACAUGUUAUGGCAGUUUCUACAUACAAAAUUCAAAAGAUCGCCCAUAUUUUGUAAGAACCCACUCGAUAGAGUAUAAAUCCUUUAUACGAAUAUAUAAAAACGCAUCGCUGCCUUUUGAGUAACCGAUUCAAAGAGACAUCGCAAUGUCGAAAAACGCGCAACCGUUACGAAGCAAGACCGACUCAUAAAAAGAAGAAAAGACACGUUAGGAUUUGCAUUAUUCAAGGAAUAUUCAAGAUAAUUACGAUAUUAAGUAUGGAUGAGAUAAAGGUAGCGAACUUGGGCCAAGCGGCAUCAGCCGCGUGCUCGAUGGCUACGAAUUUCUUGGCGCCAGUGAAAACCGAACGGCAGAUCUACGAGAAUUCGAUGCUCGAGGACGAUCCCAAUGCCAAUUCGGUGGUCUCAACUUCACAAGAGGACAGAACUGUACCAAGAUGGGGUCCUAAUCACAAGGGUGCUCAAGAAUUAGCAAAUCUUUAUAGUACUGGGAAAAGAACACAAGAGUGCAUUUGUGUCGGCAUCUGCAUUACUCUCAUCGUAGUUAAUUCGAUAUUUAUUCUUGUCAGAUUACGAUUAGAAAAUUUGAGCUCGAUAGCGAUAGCAGCAUUUUGUGGCAUCGUUACGGCAGAUUUUGGAUCUGGAUUAGUACAUUGGGCUGCUGACACAUGGGGCUCUGUGGAGCUUCCAGUUCUUGGAAAGAAUUUUUUAAGACCAUUUCGAGAGCAUCACAUUGAUCCAACUAGCAUAACAAGGCAUGAUUUUAUAGAAACUAAUGGUGACAAUUUCAUGGUCACAAUUCCAUUCCUUUACAAAUUAACAUGGGAUUUCUUAAUUCUCCCAGAAUCAGAGAUACAACAAAAAUUUGUUUGGACCUGUUAUUGGUUUCUACUUGCAAUUUUUGUGGCAAUGACUAAUCAGAUACAUAAAUGGUCACAUACAUAUUUUGGAUUACCUUCCUGGGUUGUUUGGUUACAAGAACAUAGAAUUAUAUUGCCUAGGAAACAUCAUCGUGUGCAUCAUGUUGCACCACAUGAAACUUAUUUCUGUAUUACUACUGGAUGGUUAAAUUGGCCAUUAGAACAACUUCGGUUUUGGUAUAUUCUAGAAACUGUAAUCGAAAAAGCUACUGGCUGUAAACCUAGGGCAGAUGAUUUAAAAUGGGCACAAAAACGAUCUUGAGAAUUAAUGUAUUUUAUUGUCUUAUGCAUUUUCACGGAUAAAAAAAAAAUUUAACAAAAAAUGAAAUUUUCCAUGAACUUUAACUUCAUGAAAAAAUAUAGAGAAAAAUUUUGAAUAGAACAUGCUGAAAGGAAAGUUAAAUCUAUACUGUAUUUUUUUUCUUAUAUUUAGCACUACGAGGCCUUUCCUACAAAAUAGAUAGCGUGAUUAAAGACAUUUAGUAUUACUUAAAUAUGCUUUUGAAGUUUACACAUUUAUAAUAUAUAUAAACGCAAUAAUAUAAAUAUAUAUGUAUAUACAUUACGUAAGAGAAAUGUGAGUAUGAAAUCAUGUUUGUGUAAGUAUAAAUUAUGAAUUAACAAUUGGCCUGAUGAAUUAAGCAAUUCAUACGUUUAUGCACCGCACAAUCAUUACAUAAGUAGCACAAAUUUGAAGCAAAGAGUAUUAAUUUAACAUUUUAUAUAAUAAUUUAUAAAGUAUUAAGACUACAAUCACAAAAUACUGCAGUACAUUGUGAAUGAGAAGUGUCGUGUACUAUAUUUCAAUUUUAAACACAAUGUCCAGUGGCUAUGAAAUGAAACUGAGUGUUAAAAAUAAAAUGCAUUGAUAUACACAUGUGUAUAAGUAUAUGUGUGUAUAUAUAUGCAUACUAUAUGUAUUUGUAUACAUGUAUACAUAUUUAUGAAUUAAUUUAAAAUUGUCGCUUAGAUUUGUUCGCGCAUAAAUCUAAACAGUGUAAUUUUAAAGGAAAGAUAUAAUUUAAAUUAAUUAAUAUGCUAAUUUAUAAUAGCCUAAACUGCUGUUUAAGUACAAUCAAUUUCCCUGAACCCCAGAAAAUUUUUGAACUACUAAAAUUUAAUAAAAAGCAUUGAUUUAUAAAAACCUAUUACUAAAAAUGAAUAUUGUCAAUUUAACUAUUACCUAUCUAUGUAAAUAAUUUAAUAUCUUUCAUAUUUAGAAGAAAAACAAAUUAGCUAUUGUUCAUUAAUAAAUCUACAUACAUUUUUUUAUAUAUUACAUUGUGUUCAUAAUCAUUCAAAUGGGCAAUUUGAUUUUAAUCUUGAUUUAAAAAGUUCGUCUACAUUGUACACAGUCUGAGCUAAGAUUUACUUAACAAUAUUAUGAAACAAUAUAUAAAUAGUAUAAAAGAAAUAAAACAUUGUUUAUAAAUUGAAUGACGUCUUUGUUUAGUAUAAAAAUGAUACUUUUUUUUACCAAUUAUAUUUCUUAGCUUGUGACAAAUAAUUCAACAGAUAUAAAAAUUGUAAGGUGCUAAAUAUAAGUACAAGUUUUAGGUUCAGGGACCAAUAAAAGAGUUAAUUGCUCUUUGCAGCAGUUUUCUAAAUUGGUUUGACUUGGAUAGAGUAUACUGAUACUUAAGUAGUAUGAGAAAUUUGUGGAAUCUUCAUAAAUACAUAUUAUUAAAAUUACGAUAAUUACCUUGAUUUUUAUACACAUUUUUUCAUUGACUACUAUUUUGAAUGGCUUGUAACUUUCAGUAUACUUUAUGCAGAGCUUGACCAUGAUGUAUGUUCCUUACAAGCAAAUCAUUAGUAAUGUCUUUUAAAGAAAAUGAUAUUAGAGGACAUUACGUUUAUUAUAAAUAUCGUACUUGUUAUUGUUGUUGUUAUUGUUAUAGAAAAAAAGAAGUAUAAACUUUUAACAAACUUGUCAAAUAGCAAUGCGUGCCAGAACUGAUGCUUUUUUUUAAUAUAGAUAUAUUUAAUAGUUACCUAAUAACAACACAAAGCAAAAUGAAACACAAAAAUUAUAUUUUUGGCUAAUAACUUAAUUUUCUAUGCAAUAUAUAUUUAUGUUAUUACUAUUACUGCAAACUUUAAUUACCUUUUGCGAUAUAUAGUUUUUUAAAGACGAAUUUUGAAAUAUGAGAAUAGAACUGUACAUUGUGUCGUCCAUAUAUGAAAAUGAGAGAAAAUGAAAAAAUGGAGAUUCAUUAUUUUACCAUGAAUGACUUGAGCGUUUAGUUAUGUGUACCACUUGAAUGUUAAUUUCGAAUUACAACUCACCAUUCAUCACAACGAAAAAAGAAAGACUAAUGAAACAUAAAACGUUAUAUAUAAAGGCAGCAUAGAUGUAUGGUAAUUACAUAACUAUUUUAUUAAUUUAAUGAUCGAUAUCGCAACACGAAAUAUUUUGAUUAAAAUAAAGUGUCUCGUUUUCACAUUCCAUAAGUCUAAUUAUGUGAACAUAUUUAUUGCACCAAUAUUCAAUGAAUUGAAUAUGUAGAUAUUUAUUUACAUUAUAUUUAAUAACAAUACCAAAAAAUUAAUGUUAAUUUAUGAAAUAGUUCAUUUGAACAAUUCCUACAUAGAUUUAUACAAUUUUAAUAACAGUCAAUAUACGAUCAGCCUUAUAACAUAAAAACAAAGAAUAUUUUAUUGAAAAAUAAUCUUAAGCUUUAAUAUUUUGAGGCUACAUUCACUUUAGAAGUUAGUCUCUAUUUUAAAUAGUACAUAGUACAUAAGAAAUUUACGCAAAAUAAACUAUAGCUAUAAUAAAUUUAAAUACAUUGUAAGAACUACUAGUACUAAUAAUUUUGACUUUUCAGCAGCACAUUUAGAUGUAAAUAUAUGUUAUUAAGCUUAAAUUUAUAAAAGAGAAAUAUAUAACGCAUAGUUCAAACGAAAAAUGAAAUAAAGGCUGUAAAUAUAUUGAAUUUGAUACAUAAAGAACAUUUAUAUCUAAUUCUAAUUGCAAAAAUGCACAUACCUAUUUUCAUAUGAUUAUAAAUUGAACACUUUUAAUGGAAUUACAUUGUAUUCUUAUUAAACACAAUCUUUCACAUUCAGUUUUAUAAUAUUUUUAAUAAUAGAUUUUUCGAAGAAGAAAUAACAAAAUGUAAUUUCGACAAAUGUGCGUACAUACAUUCUGUUUUACUCGAUUUGGUGUAAUAAAACUGCAUUUAAAAUUUAUUAUACAUAUUAAAAAUACACUAUGCAAUAGACUAAAACUGUUCUAUUAAUUUUUACGAAUUACAAUUGAUUUAUAAAAAUACAAAAAACCAAAUUACUACUCUUAAUUUUUUAUAUUGUUCGAAAAGCUGCUUCGCGAUAAACAGAAAUGUAUGUAUGUGUAUAUAUGUAAUAUAUAUUCUGAUAUUACAAAUGUACAUGAAAUGCAAUCAAAAUAAUAGAGCAUCCAAAAUUUAAAAAAUAUGCUUAUAUGCAGUUUUCUGGCUACAGUAACAUGUAUAAAUAGCGAAUGAAACUGGAAUUUGCAUUUGCCUUAUCUGCAUGUAUUUAGUUAAAAAAAUUUCUCUUAGUGAGAUGGUAAAUAAAUAAAUGAGGAUAGCAUAAACAAUAUAAAAUGAAGUUUGAAGAAAUGAAGUUCAUAAUCAACUAUAAAAAACAAGCCUUAUAUAAGCUAGAAAUAGCAUUGUUCCAUCAUUAAUAUAUAAUGGUGUCUCUGAAAAUGUCAAAGUGAUAGUUCAGUAACUUUACAAAAGCCUGAAUUAAUAUUUUAUACUAAUGUUGUAAAGAAAAGAACAUGCAUCUUGUUUGAUUAUGACUGCAACGUUAGAAUUUUUCAUCUUUAUGCUGUUACUAAAGUGUAAACAUAAAGGAGAAUAUUAUUAAAAUGAUAUUAAAGAAUGUGACUCUCUAAUAAAAACAUUAUCUUGUGAUAAUAAAAAUUUUAUAUAUUUAUAAAUUAUAUAGCAAAACUGCACACUAGGAUUUAAAUAUUCAUUGAUGUCUGAUAAACUUUUUAAAUACCAAUAUAUUGUAUUACAAAACUUUAUCCUGCAGAAAGAAGCAAAUAAUUGCUUAAUAAAUAACAAAAUAUUCAUAUAUA
Messenger RNA from Bombus pyrosoma, 6166 nucleotides. It is a transcript of the gene Kua, whose product is annotated as plasmanylethanolamine desaturase. Gene Ontology annotation, molecular function: oxidoreductase activity. The transcript has 6 exons. Lineage: Eukaryota; Metazoa; Arthropoda; Insecta; Hymenoptera; Apidae. The record is from RefSeq and is a predicted model, not a curated record. The coding region runs from base 1430 to 2353 and encodes 307 amino acids.